GAUGAUCCCCAGAUCAUUAGUGAACUCCUGAGUGAGUGGUUCUCCAAUAACACCAAAGCACAUCCGUCCCCAAUUCUCGACAUAACCUGCAAAAAUAACUACAAGUUAGGUGAAAUAAACUUUAAUAUACAAAAUAUAGCAUCGGCGGUAAGGACAUUAAAAGCUAACAGUAGUUGUGGGAUAGACGAUAUACCAUCCGUCAUAUACAAAAACGGUGGUACGGAUAUGAUUGUAUUAUUACUUAGAAUAUUUAAUAUCUCACUAGUGACCGAAACCUACCCUGAAACUUGGAAAAACACAUUUAUAUUACCUAAGCAUAAAGGAGGGGCCAAAACUAGUGCAUGUAAUUAUAGGCCUAUCAAUAUAACACCAGUCAUAUCAAGGAUCAUGGAGAAAGUAAUCAAGGACCAAAUGUCAGACUACUUUCUAAAACACAAACUCAUCAACCUGUCACAACACGGAUUCCUCAAGAAAAGAUCUUGCGUCACUUGCCAUAUAGACUUUUUCAACGAAGUCACCUAUAGAAGAGAUAGGAGAGAGCUAGUGAUUAUCCUCUAUUUCGAUAUAAGGAAAGCCUUCGACAGAGUCCCACAAAGUCUGCUAGUCGGUAGGCUAUGCUCACUAGGGAUACGCAACCCCCUCUACAAUUGGAUAAAAUCAUUUCUGUAUGACAGGAAUCAGACAACUAAAGUUGGCUCAAUGACCUCCAGACCUAGACCAAUCAGCAGUGGUGUCAUCCAGGGGAGUGUAUUGGGACCCCUUCUUUUCAUUAUAUACAUAAACAGUAUAUGUGAAUGUUUUAGUAUAGGCAAGCCAAUACUGUAUGCAGAUGACUUGAAGGUGACAUAUACCUGCACAAAUACAGAUAUCGGCCCAACUAUGAACUCCAUACAUGAAGAAUUAGCAAAAAUGGAUAGAUGGUGUGACACGUGGAGACUUGAGUUUAAUGUUGAAAAGUGUGGAUGGCUCUGCAUAGGCUGUUCCAACCUUGACCUCAACCUAGCAAUUCAGGGCCACAAAAUCCCCAGACUCAAAUCUGUACUAGACCUAGGACUGAAAUAUUCACACAAUCUAUCAUUUUCAGAGCAUAUCUCGAAUCAAGUGUCGAAAUCACGAAGGCUUAUUGGUUUCCUACUCAGGAACUUCUACAGAAACGAGUCCAGAAUACUACUGUACAAGGUAUGUGUGCACCCACUCCUAGAUUACUGCUCAUUCAUAUUCAGCAGUACACGCAUAGAAGACAAACUGAAAGUAGAAGGAGUACAGAGGUACUUCACGCGAAAAGUACUCGGAACCGAUAACGGCACAAACUACUCUACCAGAUGUGAAAUACUAGGACUAGAAACAUUAUGGUUAAGGAGACUGCGACUAAAUCUGGUACUCUUCUAUAAGCUUCUUAACCAAAUAGUGUAUACCCCUGCUAACUAUACUCGGUUCUCAGGUAACACAGGAUACAACCUUAGACACACUAAAGGUACAGUGGCUAUAGAGCCAUGUAAAACAGCCACCAGACAAAAGUUUUUCUUGGUUAGGUAUGCCCAAAUAUGGAACAAACUACCUGAGAAAAUACGACUAGCAAGCACAUUGGCCUCCUUUGAAAAGGCACUUAAUGACACACUAAGUGAGUUUGUAAUUGAUACCAAUGGUAAUUCCCAUGUAAGAGUUUCAGAAAUCAUAGGCCCAUUUAAUGUAUGAACUCAGAGACUACACCUGUUGUUUGUUUUGUCUCUAUUUAUAAUUCCAGACAAAAAAGCAGCAGUCAUGACAAUAACAUCCAUUAAAUCAAGAGUCGAUCAAACUAUAUCUACCUGAUACAAAGGGCGAACCAUAAUCAACAUACGAAUGAAAUAUGAGAAAACAAGGUAGAAACUUACCACAACACCACAUGAAAAGAUAAAAGUUACUUGGACAUCAUUUAUAAUCCACCAACUGGUCUCCUACCCAAAAAGAAUGCGGCGAUGUUUUAUCCAAAAAGGCGAGGAAAUACAUAAACCCACAGCAGCUGUUGUUAACACUCAGUGGGGGUAGGAGCCAACAAAGCACGGAGACGUUGUAGAAUAAGUUAUAAUCCAAAUCACUGCCUAUACAGCGCCAAUAAACCUGGAUAUCUAUGAUAUAACGAAAACAUGCUGAAAGCUGCAUCUCAGAUCAAGUUGAUUCAUUCGAUGGUAAUGAUCUGCUCCUGCAUGCCUUAUUCGACAUAUUGAAUGGAAUGGUUCGCAAAUAUUCUGGUACUAGAUCGAAAAGAAUAAAAAAUUCACCGGUUGCUGAAUCAAAAGUACUUCUCUGCAUGUUUAACUGUAUUCUAACUGCUACGAUUAAUUCCAAACCAUUUAUCCCAUAAACACUCAAAUUCCAGGAACGAUCCAAUUCUACCAUUUAAAGAAGCUGGCGAACAUGCUGUAAAUGUGUAUUCAUGAUCUGAAAUGAAGAAGCAACUGGUUUUCAAACAGUUUUCAACACUUUACUCAACUUACGAAUACGAGAUAGGAUAGCGGCACAAAUGGCUUAUGGAGAGGCUGAGCACUUCAACGUCACUUAUGCACGCUGUGAUUGGUAGAUUUUCCUCGGCGUAAACGUUGCGGCUAAUACGUGCCUUACGUUACUGAAGCGGGCUUUGAAAUAGCAAUAAUAAAAGCGGAUAGACAUUAUAUUUUCUAGCUUAAGGGACCAAGUUAACAUGCUUAUAAAUUUCACAGAUGUGAGAAGCAUUAGAUCCACUUACAAGCAGAAUACUACUGGUUAAUUGUAACGGAUGGAUAAGAGUCACGUGUAUAAUAUUUGCUUUUUAUAGAAGAGAAAAUGUGACAGGUGGUUUGGAAGUUACACGAUUCCUGAAAUAUAUCGUGGAAUAUAUGGACGAGUAAUCAAUAGAAUUUCACCAACUCUGUGGUUGUUCCUUGCUUUGUUCACAUAUUCAGUGUUGCUAAGAUUAGGAAUUGUUCACAAGAGAAUUUUCUCGAUAUGGCUGAAGGCAUUCGAAGGAAUACAAUCUCAAUCUCCGCUUGAAAAGUUCACAUCUAGUUUCUGCGAACGGAUCUGGUGGUGACGAAGAUUGCAAAGACUGGCUCAACACCACUAACAAAGAAGGCAAACUGACACAAAUGUUGCGGAUAGAGUGUUUGGUGGACUUAAUGAUGACUAUGAUGCAGCUACAAAUAAACUCUACAACUGAUUUUUUCACUGGAUUGCUAUUAACUGUCUUUAGUGUAGAUAUGUACUCUUUCAUUCUGAGUCAUUUUUAACUUGAUUGAUUAUUGUUUCCUUACAAAUAUAUGCAUU
Molecule: messenger RNA, 3282 nt
Organism: Trichobilharzia regenti
Lineage: Eukaryota; Metazoa; Platyhelminthes; Trematoda; Strigeidida; Schistosomatidae
Source: the annotation of a GenBank genome assembly